CAGGACAGGAGUCAGCAGGCAGGUUGUGCUGGGUUAGGCAGAAGUUUAUGCAUUACUGCGACAGUCAGAGGUCAGUGUUUGAACGCUUUUCACAGAUCUGUGUCGUUACAGUAAUUACAGUUCUCAGGCACACUAGACACUCUGCUUAGGGAAGCGAAUCGGACUAGAUUAAUCUCUAACAUUGUUAAAUGUGAGAAUCAUGAAAUUUACAAUCGGCGCAACUGAAAGUUAAGCUAAACUGCAAUUUAGACUUCCCAUGGCUCUCUCCCUUUCUCUGUAAUCUCUUUCUCUCUGCUCUAGUGAUAUUAGCUGGUGUGUUAGUCGAAUUUAAGAGAUUAGUUUGCGUUAAGGGCUUAGUGUAAGCUAAGAUGCAACACUUCCCCUUUCUUUCCAUCUGUCUCGCUCUGUCUCUCUGCAGGAAAACAGGUUCUUGAAAAUAGCCUUUAAAGAAUACAGAUCCUAAUGAAAUUGUUUUUCUAUGUUAUUCACAUAAUUAUGACUUCUACAAUAUGAGACAACAGAACAAGGAAUUGCUGAUUAGAAAAUGAGUGUAAGACAUUCAAAAGAGGAGAACUGAAGGGAUAUAGACUACUGUAUUGGAAAAGAAUUCCUGCCAUUAAAACGACAUGAAACUAGGAGCUCUUCUGCUGCUGCUUCUGGGGUCCUUGGAAGGGGUGUUCACUCAAGUGCCUAUAACUGUAUUUACUGAAAGAACAGCUGUGGAGGAAGGUCUAGGAAGCGGUCUUCUAGAGGUGGAACAGGAGGAUGAACUGGCGGACACUUACUGGUCUGGGACAGCCCCCCUUUGUUUGGGAGGCUGUAAAGGCAGACACAUGGAGCUGAAGAGAGACAACUGUGGAGAUUCAGACUGCUGCUGGGUGGGAUAUAAAUCCCUGUGUAGAGUGAAUUGUGGAAUGCCUGAUGUGGACUUUAACGGAAUGGUGUAUGGAAGUGAUUGGUGGGUGGGUUCUGUAGUCCGGUACGACUGCAGACCAGGGUUCGUGUUGGUGGGAGAUCCUGCCCGAGCCUGUCAGUCCAAUGGGAAAUGGACACCCAAACCAUCCUGUCUUAGAGUGUGUUAUCGUGGCCGGGUUGAGAUCAAUGAGAAGGACAUCGACGGGACAUGUUCAUCCACCUGUCCUGAUGCUAAAAGCUAUGCAGUCCCUCUGAACCACAAAUGCAGUCGUAUUGAGAACUGCAGAACUAAAGAAUCAGGCUGGAAGCGCUGGUUUACACGCUGCAACUACUGCGAUUGUGACUGCUUCACUCCCUGCGCUUUACAGGAUAGAAGACAGUGAAUCUGUAUUCAUUGUGCACUGGAAACAACAGAAUUAAUUUUAAUUUGAAUGUAAAGAGAGAGGCUUGACAUGUAACCUUAACAGAACUUGUCAAACGGAAUAUAAAAGCAUUUUAUACAUCUCUAGAGUCUAAAUAUCUACACAACUGGAGACUUUUAUUUUAAUCACUAACUACAAAAGCCCAGAUGUUCGGAAAUGUUGCUGUUUUCCCUAUUCUGUGUUUAGUUGUACAGAUAUGUAAUGCACAUUUGAUUGUAUGUAGUUAGUUAGUCACAACUGUGGAAAGAUCAGAGAAACAUUUCUGUUCCAGUAUUCCACUAUUGUAGAUGCAAUGAAAUUAUUAGUUUAUUCGUACACUUGAUGAUUGAUACAAGAUGUGGCAUUAAUAUAGUUGAUCCGAAUCAGAGUGAUCUCUUUUAUAACCACAAAAUAUAACUGAUAUAACAGGGAAAAAAAAGUCCUUUUAGUCCCAAGUGGUGAAGUUCAUAAUGAAGUUUUCAUUUUUCUUGGGUUGGUAGCAGCCAAUUCCUGUAAAAGAUUGUGGAAAUGUGUAUAUAGUGUUGUAAAUAAAUAAAAUGAAAG
Messenger RNA from Onychostoma macrolepis, 1880 nucleotides. Its product is annotated as CUB and sushi domain-containing protein 3. NCBI's taxonomy places the organism in Eukaryota, Metazoa, Chordata, Actinopteri, Cypriniformes, Cyprinidae. The transcript is spliced from 5 exons. The record is from RefSeq and is a predicted model, not a curated record. Bases 627 to 1298 code for a protein of 223 amino acids.